AUGGAACGUAUUCUUCUUGCUACCGACUAUCCGAAUCUAACUAAACUCAAACUUUUUUAUUUCAAAAAAGAAAUCAUUUCACAUUAUUUUACAAACGAAUCACCUCUUCGAUAUAUCUUUCAACAACAAAUUACAAAUCUUAUUCUUGUAAAUCAUGACACAUCCAAAAUGAUAGGAUCAUUGAAAAAUUAUACUUUGACUAUUAUGGAAACAUUCUAUAUAUCACAUCCAGGCUUGAUACUCUCCAAUUUACCAUCAACUACAUUCUCUUCUUCAACUCUUACUCAAUUAUGUAUCGAUGUGUAUACUUUAGACGAUUGUCUUUAUUUACUUGAUGGUCGACUCAAACAAUUGGCUACACUUAUUGUUCGAAUACAUUACAUAGAUAACUCUUCAACAAUCGUUCAUAAUAUGGAUAAUUUACCAAAUCUGAAAUGUCUCUCAUUAAAAUCUUACAUUCAAGUUAAGUCAUAUGAUAAUACAGUUCUACCUCUUCUUCGUCGUAUGUCAUAUCUGGAAAAAUUAACUUUAUAUCUUCGUAUAGAGGAUCGAGAUAGAUUCAUCGAUGGUACUCAUCUUGAAAAUGAAAUUCUUAUUAAUAUGUCGCAACUUCAUUCAUUCACUUUUUAUAUUUGUACUUAUAUCGAUACUGUUAAUUUAAUAUAUAAUUUAUCUAAUGAAGAUGUUCAACGAACAUUUAUUAAUAUUGGACAACAACAUAUAGCUAGUAUCAUCAAUUAUAUUGAUCCUAAACACAUUGUAUGUUCGAUCUUCUCAAUUCCUUUUACAUUUGAUCGUCUUGAAGAUAUUGGCAAUAUAUUUCCAAAUAUUAUAUUUAGUUAUGUUACAUAUUUGUCCGUAAAAGAUGUGGUUCCAUUCAAUCGUGAAUUCUUUAUUCGAGUUGCUCGAGCUUUUCCGUUACUGAAGACUUUUCGUAUUUUAAAUUACGAUUCACAACCAUUAUGUAAUCUUAAUAGUAGUCAAUCAUAUGAAAUUGCUGAAUAUCGUUAUCUUAUCUAUCUUGACAUGCUAUGUGGAAAUAUUAAUUAUCUUGAGCAAUUUUUAAAUGAAGAAAAGACAUAUGUACCACGUCUAACCAAAUUAAAAGUCGUUUAUAAUAACUUAAGAAUUGUAACAAAUAAUUUUACAAGAAAAGAAAUGCGACGUAAUUGCGCUAAGAUAAAGCAACUGCUUAUGGUAAUACCGCUGGUACAUUCAAAAGAUUUCUAUCUUUAUUUUCCUUCAUUAUAA
Messenger RNA from Rotaria sordida, 1251 nucleotides. The record is from the annotation of a GenBank genome assembly. NCBI's taxonomy places the organism in Eukaryota, Metazoa, Rotifera, Eurotatoria, Philodinida, Philodinidae.